CCCCUUGAUGACAGCGUUUGGCGCACCCUACCAGACAGCGGAAGUACUGAGCUUAGCAAACUCGUAAAGAUGUCCGGCCAGGAUGACCCAGUUCAAAGAGAAAUCCACCAGGAUUGGGCAAAUCGCGAGUAUAUAGAAGUGAUCACGAGUAGCAUCAAGAAGAUUGCCGAUUUCCUAAAUUCAUUUGAUAUGUCCUGUCGGUCCCGGUUAGCCACUCUUAAUGAGAAGCUAACUGCCUUGGAGAGGAGGAUUGAAUACAUUGAGGCAAGGGUUACUAAAGGCGAAACCUUGACCUAGCUCCCGUGUGGCUCAGUUGGUAGAGCAUGGCGUUUGCAAUGCCAGAGUUGUGGGUUCGUUUCCCACGGGGGACCAGUAUGAAAAAAAAUAUAUGCAGUUAGUAAGUCGCUCUGGAUAAGAGUGUCUGCUAAAUGACUAAAAUGUAGACCUCCAGAUGACUGCUGAAACAUGAAUACACCACUUUUCCUAAUUUUCUGUGAAUUAUUUUAAACUUACUUACUGUAUAGUUUACAUUUGGCUUUGCCUAAACAUCAGACUUUUACCAUGGUUACUACAUGGAUAUCAGUCUGAAAGAAGUUACUGUAAAAAUGAUGCAAUAGUCUCUACAAGACAGAAUGUUAACUAAAAUGAUAUUUAUACUUACUUUACCUGUUGUACAUGCUGUUGGUCCUUUUGGCGGUAGGAGGUGGAGAUAGGGUAUCCACAGGAAAGUGUUGUUUACCUGACUUUUUGCUGCGCCAGUAGGUUCUGUCGCUUGUAUUUUCAAUCUAUUGACGCAUUGCACGUGAUGCACAAUAUGUAGACAAUAGCCGAAUGUAGUCGACUGAAGCACGUUUCCUCGCAAUCAGCUGGAAGUGUUUGCCGUUCGGUUAGGCUCAGCCAUAUUGUGCAAGUGUUUGUCAAAUGCGAAUUACAUCAGUAUUGAAAAUAAACCCGGAAAUAUAAACGAUAUACAGACCAGCGUACUGAAGGUCGGGUUGAUAACAUUUCCCUGUGGAUAUUUUGUAUCAGAUUACCUCCGACAUAGGGACAAAAUCGGCGGCCAACAGGUAAUGUAAGCUGAAAUGAAGUUUGUUCAACAUUCUGACUUGUAAUGGGACUGUUCUGGAAUGCUGAGCCUACAUAUUAGAGACGAGUGUGUAAGUAUUCACUCUCUGAUUCUAAAAAGAGGCUCAAUUUGGCUCAAUUUGUUUAGGACCUUUUUUGUUUGAUUCUGAACGUAUACCUGACUGUUUUGUGUGUUAACAGUUUUAAACUCCAUACUAAAUUCAUGAGAAGGCUAUUUCAUAAAUUUUUGUUGGUUCAAGCAUUUAGUUUAUUAUGUGCACUCAAUCGUAGAAUGGAGAAGGAGAAGCUUAUCACUCAAGAAAUUACUGUACAACUGCAUUAUUUCUUUAUCUUACCAAGUGAAUGUCUAAGCAUACAUCCACCUGUGUUUGAAACAUUUGUACAGUUGAUUUACCUGCUGUGAAUCAUGAAUGACAAAAAUCAAGGUUUUGAGUGGCUUAUGUGCCAAGUUGACACUGUUGACGUUUGUGUGUAUUUAUUAAUCUUCUAUUACUAUCAUGGUCAUGUUUGUACAGUACAUAGUGACUAUUGUUUUAUGGCAAAAAAUAAAUACAAAACUAACAUUCAAA
This is a messenger RNA of Coregonus clupeaformis (lake whitefish), 1655 nucleotides long. Its product is annotated as probable protein BRICK1. Gene Ontology annotation, cellular component: SCAR complex. The record is from RefSeq and is a predicted model, not a curated record. Gene Ontology annotation, molecular function: protein-containing complex binding. The transcript is spliced from 3 exons. Gene Ontology annotation, biological process: regulation of actin polymerization or depolymerization; actin filament organization; cell motility. The coding region runs from base 70 to 297 and encodes 75 amino acids. NCBI's taxonomy places the organism in Eukaryota, Metazoa, Chordata, Actinopteri, Salmoniformes, Salmonidae.